Sphaeramia orbicularis (orbiculate cardinalfish) is the source of this 829-nucleotide messenger RNA. It is a transcript of the gene diabloa, whose product is annotated as diablo, IAP-binding mitochondrial protein a. Gene Ontology annotation, biological process: intrinsic apoptotic signaling pathway in response to oxidative stress; neuron apoptotic process. Bases 47 to 829 code for a protein of 260 amino acids. Gene Ontology annotation, cellular component: mitochondrion. The record is from RefSeq and is a predicted model, not a curated record. The transcript is spliced from 6 exons. Lineage: Eukaryota; Metazoa; Chordata; Actinopteri; Kurtiformes; Apogonidae.
GUUUUGUUCAGGAAUUAAUUUUGAGUGUAACUUAUUUAUUUUCAAAAUGCAAGCGAUUCGUUGCUCAGUUUGUGCCAGCCGUGCUGUUGGAGGCCUGCAAAGACCAACCAACAAGAGUAUAAUCAGGAAGGAAGCUGCCUGCAUCCGUUUUCUAAGCAGUUCUGAGACCAGCAUACUCAGCAACGCACAGCCCGAAGUCCAGAAGAUGGUGGAAUGGGCAGAAGCCAUGCACAUGAGCAAUGCUUCUCCAAGUGCCGACCGUGGGUUUUACACUGUGCCUUUUGCACAGCUGGGGGGAAACCUCUCUCAAGACUCCAUAAUUAAAAGAGCAGCCUCAAUGGUCACAGACAGUUCAAGUACUUUCCUUUCCCAGGCGACAUCGGCCCUCAUCGAUGCCCUUACAGAUUAUUCAAAGGCUGUUCACAGGCGCAUUACUCUUCAACGGCGGUUUUUAGCAUCACUGGGAAAACUGACUUCAGCAGAGGAGGAUUUCUUCUGUCAGUUGAUCAACGGCCAACGUGCAGAGGCUGCUGACAGACUCGCAGAAUGUAAAAGUUAUGAGUCGACCUGGAUCAAUGCCAUCAACUUGUCCAAAAUGGCAGCAGAGACAGCUUAUAUUUCAGGAGCUGAACAGGCAUCUGUCACAAUAAGGACAAACAUUCAGCUGGCUCAGUCACAGGUGGAGGAGGCACGGAAACUGUCAGCAGAUGCAGAUAAGAAGUUGGCAGAGACUAAAGUAGAGGAAAUCCAAAGGAUGGCAGAAUACACAGCCUUCCUGGGAGAUAGUGAGGAACACGAAGUGCAUGAAGCCUAUCUCCGUGAAGACUAA